CAGUCCGCCGUUGAUCAUCCGAUGAGACGCUAGGUAAUAUUAAUGGCCAGCCAGCUAACUAGCUACACUUGGCUCUCUCUCUCUCUCUCUCUUUUUCCCAGACCCUCCUAUAAAAAAUCAUCACCAUUACCUCCAUCUACUGGGCGUAGUAAGGAUGGGGCUUCAACUAAACUGGCGCUCGGCUGAAGCCAUUGCUACCAGUCUGCUCGAUGGUAACCCUAUCGCCAUUGUGGUUACGGCCUUUAUUGCCUUUGGCCUCCCUGUCUUACUGCAUAUUAUCUUUUAUCGCACAGUUGCAUCUCCGCCAUCUAGCAAUUUUCUACUACUAGGACCCAGUGGUGCAGGCAAAACAACUCUUUUGUCGUUGCUUGAAGCAAAAUCGUCUCCAAGUUCCAAGAAAUCCUCACUCACUCAUACGUCCCAAACAUCGACCUUGACCACGGUCAGCCUCCCUCCUUCAGUCCCGACAGCGUCUAACCGCUUUCGGUCUGUCAAUGAUCCCUCUUUGAAGGAAGCUUCAAGAAAUCCUGUGAAGUACCGUGUCAGGGAUACACCUGGUCAUGGAAAGCUGCGUGGAGCUCAGGGAAUUACACAGUUGCGGCUGAUGUCAAAUUCGACGGACAUGAAAACAAAGUUACGUGGCAUUAUCUUUGUAGUGGAUACUGCUGCUCUUUCCGAUGAUGGGACUUUGCGGGAUGCGGCCACCUAUUUACACGAAAUUCUCUCAAUUCUUCAGAAGCGAGCUUUGAAGAAGGGAAAGGCGGCAUCCAAGGCCGCCAUGGAGCUUCCGGUGCUUGUGGCGGCCAACAAACAAGAUCUCUUCACUGCCUUGCCGCCUGGAUCGGUGCGUGAGAAGCUCGAGGCCGAGAUUGACCGAAUCCGCAAAUCCAGGAGCAAGGGUCUUAUGGAUGCAAGUGCCGAUACUGGAGUGGACGAGGGGGAUGACGACAUCCUCGGCAAUGACAAUGCACAGGAUACAUUCAGCUUCAAGCUCUUGGAGGAUGAAGUUGGCGUGAAAGUUGACGUCGUUGGGGGGGCUGUCAAGGGUGAUGAUAAUGAUGAAAGCUUUGGAUCUGGUGUGAAAAGAUGGGAAGAAUGGGUUGGACAGUGUCUAUGAACGGUAUUUUUGUAUUUCAAUCCGAGCUACUGGCUAGCUACUGGUGUUUCGAUAUUUCUACAUAAUUUCUGGAUUGGCUGUAGCUGGCUAAUGAAUAUAUAUCCG
Molecule: messenger RNA, 1222 nt
Organism: Aspergillus wentii DTO 134E9
Lineage: Eukaryota; Fungi; Ascomycota; Eurotiomycetes; Eurotiales; Aspergillaceae
Product: signal recognition particle receptor subunit beta
Exons: 2
Coding region: 155-1117 (320 amino acids)
Molecular function (GO): ATP hydrolysis activity
Source: RefSeq, a predicted model, not a curated record